AUGGAGGACGAGGUGACGUUCCUGUUUCAAAUGGGCGUGCUCCGUGACGCGGUUUCGGCUCCCGUACACAGACUGACCCUCGCUCAUUUGAAGGAACUGGCUGUCAAAUUCGUUCACGAGAAGAUCCCGGACAACGGUCUCAACCGCCUCUCGGACCGGAUCCUGCUGUUCCGUCACGACUACUGCUCGCCCAACGUACUUCAAAUCAUCAACUCGGCCACUGACGUCACUGACGAGACCCUUGUCGAAAUCGUCUUAACUGCGAACCCUCUUCUCUGCGAUGGUGCCGACACACCACCAGCUCCCCGACCACACACCUUGGCAGUACAUUCAUAUAAAGCACCGACCUUCUGUGAUUUCUGUGGGGAAAUGCUGUUCGGUCUGGUGCGACAGGGGCUUAAGUGUGAAGGUUGCGGUCUGAACUACCACAAGCGCUGUGCCGUCAAAGUUCCAUCGAACUGCGUGUCUCCAGCGGCCAGCGCUUCUGGUUCCAGUCGACGACAGUCCGCAGCGCCCUCAGCUCAGAGUCCCAAGAGGCCGGCCAGCUCGUGGGGCUCGCUCGGUAUACCCCACACCUUCCAAGUGCACACGUACACUCGCCCCACCGUGUGUCGCCUGUGCAAGAAGCUGUUGCGCGGCCUGUUCAAACAGGGUCUACAGUGUGGCGACUGCCAUUACAACGCUCAUCGGAAAUGUCUACCAUACGUGCCCAAAGACUGCGGCGGGGAAAUCAGGGACCAUCACGGAGAGAACCAAGACAACUGCAGCACCAGCAGCGAGAUCUCGGACAUUCGCGCGUCUCAUGACGAUGACUCUGACGAUGGUGAUCACGACAACAAUGACCACGGCCACAACAACCAUGAGGAGGAAGACGAGGAACCCCAACGAGACACUGUCCCCGAGCGUGCUGCCAACAAACCUAGCAGUUCGUCGUCAUCCCCGAGCGCUAAUAUCCCUCUGAUGCGUAUCGUGCAAUCAGUGAAACAUACCAAGAAGAAAGAUGGACAGUGGCUUAAAGAGGGCUGGCUUGUGCAUUUUACUAAUAAGGACAAAACGAUCAAACGUCACUAUUGGCGAUUAGACAGCAAGUCGAUCACGCUCUUCACCUCCGAACAAGGAACCAAGUACUACAAAGAGAUCCCUCUCAACGAGAUAUUAGCUGUCGAUACUGCUAGAACGCCUCAGUCAGAUGUGAUGCAUUGCUUCGAGCUGCGUACAGCCAACGUCGACUACCUGGUGGGGGUGGAUCCCGCAUGGCAGGGAGGGGCAGCUCCACUACCUCCACCCGACAGUGGGAUUGGAGCCUACCUCGCGCGCUCCUGGGAGACCGCCUUGAGACACGCUCUCAUGCCUCACACGCACUCCGAGGCGCCGGGUGGCUCGUCACCUGCGGGUGAGCGAGUUGCAGAAAUGGCUCAGCUGUAUCAAAUCCACCCUGAUGAGGUGCUGGGCUCGGGACAGUUCGGUAUCGUGUACGGCGGCCUGCAUCGCGCCACCUCCAGACCCGUCGCUAUCAAGGUUAUAGAUAAACUGCGUUUCCCGACAAAACAAGAAGCCCAACUCAAAAAUGAGGUAGCCAUCUUGCAGAAUCUAUCCCACCCCGGAGUCGUCAAUCUCGAGAGAAUGUUCGAGACUCCGGAGCGUAUCUUCGUGGUAAUGGAGAAGCUUAAGGGAGAUAUGCUUGAAAUGAUCCUCUCGCAUGAAAAGGGACGUCUCACUGAACGGAUUACGAAGUUCCUGGUAGCACAAAUCCUAGUAGCACUAAAGCACUUACAUGAGAAGAAUAUCGUUCACUGCGAUUUGAAGCCAGAGAACGUUCUCUUGUCGUCUGACGAGACGUUUCCGCAAGUGAAGCUGUGUGACUUCGGCUUCGCGCGAAUUAUUGGAGAGAAAUCCUUUCGUCGGUCGGUUGUCGGUACACCGGCUUACCUCGCUCCAGAAGUCCUUCGCAAUAAGGGCUACAACCGGUCACUGGACAUGUGGUCGGUGGGCGUCAUCAUAUACGUGUCGCUGUCCGGAACCUUCCCCUUCAAUGAGGACGAAGACAUCAACGAGCAGAUCCAGAACGCGGCCUUCAUGUACCCGCCGGCGCCCUGGAGGGAGAUCUCCGCGGAGGCCAUCGACCUGAUCAACAACCUGCUGCAAGUGAAGCAGCGCAAGCGCCUGUCGGUGGACAAGUGCGCGGCGCACGCGUGGCUGCAGACGGAGGAGGCGUGGCGCGACCUGCGCGCGCUGGAGGCCCGCGUGGGCGCGCGCUACCUCACGCACGCCAGCGACGACGCCCGCGUGGGCGCGCGCUACCUCACGCACGCCAGCGACGACGCGCGCCACGGGCACUGA
Melitaea cinxia (Glanville fritillary) is the source of this 2340-nucleotide messenger RNA. It is a transcript of the gene PKD, whose product is annotated as serine/threonine-protein kinase D1. The record is from RefSeq and is a predicted model, not a curated record. Gene Ontology annotation, biological process: protein phosphorylation. Lineage: Eukaryota; Metazoa; Arthropoda; Insecta; Lepidoptera; Nymphalidae. The transcript is spliced from 16 exons. Bases 1 to 2340 code for a protein of 779 amino acids. Gene Ontology annotation, molecular function: ATP binding; protein serine/threonine kinase activity.